AUGUUUGAUCCAGAAUUCGCGAGUGCAGAACCUUCUCAGUUCGAACUUCUCAACAAUUUGAUUGAGGAAAGCGAAGGGUUUAACAAAAAGAUGAAUCCCGAAGAGUUAAGAAGUAGACAGGAAGAGGAGAAAUACAUGAAACAAAAACAAUUGGAAGAGGAAAGAAUUUUGAAGGAUAUUUCAUCAUCAUGUCAUUCCGAUCGAUACAGUAACAGCAGCACAACGCUAAAUACAAAAAUUGAGGUAAUUGAUAAGCUGAUUGGAACGAAGGCACAAAAAUUAGAUCCAAGAAUUUGGACCGACACAGAAUUGGAUGAGUUGGAGGAAGAUUUUGAGGACGAACGAGAAAUACCAGACUAUGACAUUAUCUACCAACAAAAAGUUUCAGCAAUGGACGCCUAUUUAGGUAUUGAUCCCGAGAAAGAUCCCUCUACCUCAUGCAGCGACACUCUUUGCGCAAACAUUCGACUUCCAAAAACCAAAAAUCUUGCAGAAAUUGAACUCGACAUUUCAUCCACAACAUUCAGUGUAAAAACUGAACAUUAUAAAUUAAUUGCAAAUUUCCCUCAAGAGGUAAUAGAGAAGGAAACCAAAGCAAAGUGGAAUUCAAAGACAAAAACUCUCCAAAUCAUCGUUCCAGUUGUAAGAUAG
Molecule: messenger RNA, 651 nt
Organism: Naegleria fowleri
Lineage: Eukaryota; Heterolobosea; Eutetramitea; Acrasida; Naegleriidae
Exons: 3
Coding region: 1-651 (216 amino acids)
Biological process (GO): axonemal dynein complex assembly
Cellular component (GO): cytoplasm
Molecular function (GO): protein-folding chaperone binding; dynein intermediate chain binding
Source: RefSeq, a predicted model, not a curated record